AUGCCUUUGACGCUCGUGACCGAGACUCGAGACGUUGCGGCAGCGCUAUUUCAAGUACCUUCUGUGUACACACCCGAUGAUGGACUUUGUUCCGCAAAGACCUUUCUUCAGUCGCGUCCGGACGGUGUGUACACGUGCGUAAGAGCAAAGAAGUGGAUGUCGAAGUUGGCUUCGGUGGAUCACCUCUCAAAAGUGAUCGUCGAGUGGCCGUUUCACAUGCACCGUCUGACCACAAGUCUCUUCUCGAUGCUGGAGGCGGAAAACAUUAAGUGCGACAAGGUGAAGCUCAAGACGUUACAAAUGGCUACAGCACGAGUCGUCACGGCCGUAUUGACACAGUGGCAAGCGACUGAAACUGUUGAUGGCAUGCUGUCAGUGCUUUGGUAUCCACUAGUAGAAGACGGCACGAGCAAUGGCUACGGAUUGGCGGUGCACAUUUGUUCAAUGCCGAUUAUUCAGUCGACUGUGUCGACAUUGUUGGUGUAUGGAGAAAUGCGCAAGAACGCGCGAUGUAAAUACACCAAGUGGAUCGACGACCGCGUACAUAUUGAGAAACAUAUGGCGCGCGUCGCAGAGAAGCGACGUGGACCAAUACAUGAAGCAGUACUGAGCAAAGAAGGACCCGAUGGGGAUAAAGUGCUGCUGGAAGGGCUUGUUACCAACUUUUUUGUCGUGCGUGACGAGCGAGUGUACACGGCAGCCACAGGUGUUCUGGAAGGAAGCAUGAGAAAGUUGGUGCUUGAUGCAUGCCGCGAGUUGUCUGUUCCGGUGGUUCUAGAGGCACCGAAGCUAUCGGAGCGGAACUUGUGGCAGGCGGCAUUUAUAACAAGUGUUGUUCGUGUAAUGAUGAACGUUACGUGUUUAGUGUGGGAAGAGAAGACUGGCCAGGAUACAGUGAUGCAUGAGACGUCGAUCCUAAGUGACACUUGUAGGUUGGUGCAUAGGAUCCGUGACCAGGUCUCGAUGUACUGUAUGUGUCCCGAGUAG
Peronospora matthiolae is the source of this 987-nucleotide messenger RNA. The record is from the annotation of a GenBank genome assembly. Lineage: Eukaryota; Oomycota; Peronosporomycetes; Peronosporales; Peronosporaceae.